Molecule: messenger RNA, 522 nt
Organism: Terrapene triunguis (Three-toed box turtle)
Lineage: Eukaryota; Metazoa; Chordata; Testudines; Emydidae
Product: natriuretic peptides A-like
Exons: 3
Coding region: 1-522 (173 amino acids)
Biological process (GO): receptor guanylyl cyclase signaling pathway; negative regulation of systemic arterial blood pressure; cGMP biosynthetic process
Cellular component (GO): nucleus; extracellular region; cytoplasm
Molecular function (GO): hormone activity; hormone receptor binding
Source: RefSeq, a predicted model, not a curated record
AUGGGCUCGUUGACGGCUGCUGCCCUGCGCUUCCCGCUGCUGCUGCUGCUCCUCACCAUGAAGCCCCAAGGAGGAGCCAAAGCUCAUCCCGUGUACAGCUCGGCCUCCGCUGCUGAACUGGCUGACUUCAAGACCCUGCUGGACCGCCUGGAGGACAAGCUCCCAUCAGAAGAAGCAGAGGCAGGUCUGUCCCAAGACAUGAACGAACAGGAUGAGGAAGUCCCAGGAGAUGCCUCACGCCCCCUUGCUUCAAGGAACAGCGACUACGUUAGACCCCAAAGAGAAGGCCUGGCCUAUGGGCGCAACAGCUGGGAGCUGCCCGAGAAACCUCCGUCUGCCCUGAGGAGCAAGCUACGAGCACUGCUGAACUCGCCACGCAGCACGAGAAGGUUCUCGGAUUGCUUUGGCCAACGGAUAGAUAGAAUAGGAGCCCAGAGCGGACUUGGAUGCAACAGCUACCGGGAAAUUUCCAUUUUUAGAAACGAUAAUGAAGACUGCGUCCUUUUCUGGCUGAGUCCCUAG